AUGUCGUGCUGCUUCAACAACAUUGUCUUCUCUCACUCGCUGCUGCCCAUCCCGCCUGGGACUCGCAUCACUCCAUCCAUCCUGCUUCUGGUUGCCCACGACUUUCAUGCUGCGGUUGCCUGCAAUGGGCACGUCGCGUAUCCCGACUGGCUGGCUAUCGGUCAGCAUCGAAUGAAUCUGUCGGCGCUGCAUGCCUCGGCCCUCUUCUCGACGUUUUGCGCACUCUUCGAUGCAGUGUGGCCCGUCGUCAACCGCACUCGCGACGGACGCAGCACGAGCAGCAACGGCGUCCGGGACGAGCACAGCGCAAGCAUAGGGCCCGACGACACCCACCGAGCUCUUUUCGCGACGGACUUUGAAUUGCUGCUGCAAGAAACGCCGUUCGCGCAAGCUGGCAAGAGUACGGCCCACGUCAGAACACUCUGUCGGAUCGAGUGCGCGUGCUUCUGUCUCUUUCUCUUCAUCCAGUUGGCCCAUUUGGCGUGUGGCGAAUAUCCCGGCUGCGAGUCGGCAUUCGAGGGCGACCAGACGCCCCGCCCCACACCAGACCCGGAAGCAAGCGCCCCGCAGUUCCAAAACGAGGCCGAGGCACUUCAAGCCUGCUAUGGCAACCACCUUGCCUUCUGGCUCGGUGCGAGCCACCAGUGGCUCAAGCCCGUGUUUGUCGUCUACUACGGCCUCGGCGAGUACAAAACCGUCGAGGACCUCGACAGCGCCGCUAGUGCCAGUCUCAACUUUUGCCUCGACGACCUGUGCUGCCUGGACUUUGUCUGGAAAUGCACCCUUCCGGCUCUGGACCGCGACCAAUCGGGGCUUCUGCGCAAUUUUCGGCUCUGGUUCAAGUCGCGCCUUGGCUCCUCGGCCCUGUCAUCAUCCAGCUCGGCAGCGUCGCUGCAUGAGGCCGUGUGCCGAAACGGGCCGACCAGAGCCGAUGUGCCGUCGCCCGAGGCGUCCGUGGAUAGCGGCCUCUCGGAUCUGUUGACCCCUUCGUCAUCAUCGGGCAGUGUCCCUGUGCUGGUUUCUCAGGCAGUGGCCAGGCUCUGCGAGUUUGGCAUCCACCCUCGGGACAACCAAGUCAACAUCGAACUGGUCAGCGCCUUUUUCGAGUGGUGCUGCCAUUCAGCCAGUAUCCGUGCCGGAGUCAUGUAUGAGGAUCCGAGCUUUGCGAUAUCGUUUUCAAAGAGCGGCAUGAUCGAAGGUCUGCCCCUGAGAGACUCGACGGAUGCGCCAGAUGAUCGAGCCGUGUACAUUCGUUCUCCUCGCUGUCCUCUGAUCUGGAUUCCUCCGCGGGCCACCCCGCCUCACCUCCACGUUUGUCGGAUAAGCAACGCCGUGGUCUAUGUGCUGGGAGCAUCCACAGCCGUCACCGUCACUGACUGCACCAACGUCAGCAUCUUUGUCGUGGCGUCGCUGCUUCACCUUCGCGGAUGCCACAACGUGCGCCUCUCCACAUGUGCUCGAAGUGUUCGGCUCUCGGACUGCACUUUGGUCAAGGUUGCGUGCAUCACCAACACCCCCAUCAUCGUGACCGAUCGCGCUGACGACCAGCCGUUGUCACAGGCCCCGCAGGCUCGCAGUGUGAUAUCAAUGCUGUCGCCAAUGAACGCAUUCCACACCAACAUCCUGGCCUGCACCCAGAUGGCUCAGAUUGAUUUGCGACCGCAGCACAACCUUUGGAACAGGGUCCUCUUCUGGAACGUUUCUCACCACUCCAAGCACGAGGAGCUUGCGCGUGAACUCAGCACAAUCGUUUUGGACCCAGCUCGGUUCUAUGCCUACCAGUUGCCCUUCCAGAUGCAUCCGGAGCCAGGCCGACCCGAGUCUCACAGCUACCCGUUCAAGCUACCGGAGGGAUACAAGGCCAAUCCGCCUCGCCCGCUACGAUCCAAGAUCAAGUCCAUGUUUUCGUCCUCGCUGGCUGAGAUCGAGACAGACUUUCGUGCGUGGCUCAAGCAACCGUCACAGAUCCAGCUCACCCUUGGACUGAUGUCCUUGGUCGACGAUCGCGCCGGAGAAUAUGUGUCUGAGCUGUCUCGUGCUGCGGAAUGA
This is a messenger RNA of Polychytrium aggregatum, 2049 nucleotides long. RefSeq lists its product as uncharacterized. Bases 1 to 2049 code for a protein of 682 amino acids. The transcript is spliced from 2 exons. NCBI's taxonomy places the organism in Eukaryota, Fungi, Chytridiomycota, Chytridiomycetes, Polychytriales. The record is from RefSeq and is a predicted model, not a curated record.